Molecule: messenger RNA, 252 nt
Organism: Pseudozyma hubeiensis SY62
Lineage: Eukaryota; Fungi; Basidiomycota; Ustilaginomycetes; Ustilaginales; Ustilaginaceae
Exons: 1
Coding region: 1-252 (83 amino acids)
Source: RefSeq, a predicted model, not a curated record
AUGGCAAAGGCGGCAAGCAGAGCCUCGGAAGCAGCCCAUGUGAGCCUAUCUCGCAGCAGAGACUCGAGCCGCACUCAGCAGGCCAAGAGCCCGGGGGAAGAGAAAACACUAGACGAAGCAAUUACAGUAGGCGGACCCCCGUUUGCGGCGACCAUCGAGACCAACGCGAGGGUCCAACUUCGAUUCACCGGGCAUAUCGCAGUCAGAGGACUUGUGUCGGAUCUUCCGUCACUGCACAGUAGUCCCGGUUAG